ACAAAUCUUGAAACCUAAUUCUACGCUUACAAUUAAGAUCAUUCACUCGCUCGCCACCCACUCGUCCGCUCCGUGUAAUUAUAGUCCAUAUUAGAGUCUUGCACUGCAAUCUGCAACCCAGUGGAAAACAGUGUACUUGUAGGCACGUAUUUUGAAUCCCCUUUUUAUCGAUAAAGCGCUUCUAAAAGUGGCCUGUAGCCAAUCAGAAGAUUUAUUAGCCACAGGCGCUUUUAUUGAUAAAAGGGGAUUCAGUAUGCGGGCCGUAGUCUACUAGAUGCCUGCAAUUGCCGGUAGUUUCCGAUCAAUUCGCGCGACUUGACAACGAGAAGCGCAAUCAAUCUAAGAAUAAAAUGAAAAAGCCCCUCGCACUACGAAGACCUAACUUGUUCCCUAGCGAAAUCUCUCACUUAAUUGACUAUUAAUCUUUUUUCGCAGCCUCUCGAAUUCGACCUUCAGAAUUAGACUUCGAUUUAAAUAACUAAUAAUUCAUACAACAUGUUAAAAUUCACUCUACGAUUCUAUGCAACGGCAACCAAAAUUUUGGAAAUUAAUCACUCAUCUAUUAGAUACACAUGUAAUGUUUUUAAUGUUUUUAAUAUAAAAUUUAUUGCAUGUACUUAAGACACUAUAGAAGACAUAAUAGAGUUGGAGCGCAGGUAGCGCAUGCAAGUAACAAGGCACGAGCAAAAUCCGUUGCCACAAAGCCUGCCGCAAAACCAGCGGGACAAAACGUAGACCACUGUCACAGGUGUAUACAGACAUAUAUUUUGAUUCUUCCAACAUUUUGCCUAUUUCGCAAAUAGAACUAACUGUGUCCACGUCGAAACCAGAGCGGCGCGUAAAAUUGUGCGUCUUCGAGUUCUAACGGGGGAGUCGUCGGUCGCCCGAGGCGAGACACGUUCGAAGGAGAGGACUGGUCGCAAAGAUAGAAAAAAGAAAAGAAACGCGAGACGCAAAAACAAACGGAGCAAUCUCCCCCGCGGACACGUGACGAUUGGAAUCGCGCGCCGGCGGGCGCGCAUGCGCGCCGCCGCGACGAGUGGCGACGCGGCGGCGGAUUCGCCCAGUCGGAGGUAGCGAGCGGAGCGGCCACACAGAUACGUAGGACGGGGCCACCGCGCUCGCGCUCGGUCCCGCUCGCCGUGGUUCGUGUCAGUGUCGUCAGAAUCGCCGCGAGUCGUCCGCGGAGCAUCCGGCUUAGCCCACAGUCGUCGCACAGUGACCGAGAGAGAGAGAGAGAGAGAAAGAGAGAGAGGGAGAAAAAGAGAGGAAGGAAGAGUGCGAGAGAGAAAGAGAGAAGAGAUAAAUAGGAUGCGGUAUCGCGCGAGAUUCCGGCGUUGCAUCCCGUGUCCGCGACUUGACGGGAACGUUGUCGUGGCCGCGGCCGCGUCCCGCUGAGAUAUGCGCGGUGUGCCGAUCCGUCGCUCCGCCGUGUGUGUGCGCGGGUUAACCUCGGGUGUAGCGCGAGUGCUCGCGAGACCGCCGCCGCCGUUGUUGCCAUCCGCGCGCCAGGUAGGGUGUGAGGUGCGAAUAAAGGGGGCAGCCGAGAACGGGUGUAUGUUCGGAUAGGAGAGGCGGGAAAGACGGGGGAAGAGAGAGAGACUCGGCGUAUCAGGCGCCGAGCACCACGCAUCCACGCACGUCCGUCAAGAUGUCGUCGUCCGGGCACAGCAGCCGCACUCGCGCCGUCCACAUCGGCUCGAUCUUCCAGAAGCUGCACGGCCGCUUCGCGGACGCGAUGACGCCGCCUAAGCUGUCGACCGACAAGCGUACGCUCGACAAGACCUGGAAGCUGAUGGACAAGGUGGUGAAGUUGUGCCAGCACCAGCGCAUGAACCUCAAGAACUCGCCGCCGUUCAUCCUCGACAUCCUGCCGGACACGUACCAGCGGCUGCGGCUCAUCUACAGCAAGUACGAGGAGCGUAUGCAGGUGCUGCACAGCAACGAGCACUUCUGCGUGUUCAUCAACAACCUGAUGCGUAAGUGCAAGCAGGCGAUCAAGCUGUUCAAGGAGGGCAAGGAGAAGAUGUUCGACGAGACGUCGCACUACCGCCGUAACCUCACCAAGCUCAGCCUCGUGUUCAGCCACAUGCUGUCCGAGCUUAAGGCCAUAUUUCCCAACGGGAUGUUCGCCGGCGAUCAGUUUCGCAUCACCAAGGCGGACGCGGCCGAAUUCUGGAAGGAGCGCUUCGGGAACAGUACAUUGGUACCGUGGAAGGUGUUCAGACACGAAUUGAAUCAGGUUCAUCAAAUUAGCUCGGGACUACAAGCGAUGGCACUGAAAUCCACGAUAGAUUUGACGUGCAACGAUUAUAUUUCCAACUUCGAAUUCGACGUAUUCACAAGGCUGUUUCAACCGUGGUCGACCCUCCUGCGCAAUUGGAAAAUUCUGGCUGUGACGCAUCCCGGCUACGUGGCUUUCCUCACGUACGACGAGGUGAAGGCCCGUCUGCAAAAAUAUUGCAUUACUAAGCCUGGGAGCUACGUAUUUCGGUUAAGUUGUACGAGGCUGGGACAAUGGGCAAUCGGUUACGUCACGUCUGACGGUGAUAUCCUACAAACUAUACCACACAACAAGAGUCUAUGCCAGGCGUUGCUGGACGGCUACCGGGAAGGCUUAUCGAUUUGCAGCUACUUAUACCCGGACGGUCGAAAUAUAAAUCCAGACUUGACGUCGGCCGUGCAACCGACGCCGGAGGAGCAUAUCAAAGUGACGGCGGAACAGUACGAAUUAUACUGCGAGAUGGGUAGCACAUUCCAGUUGUGUAAGAUCUGCGCCGAGCAUGACAAGGACGUAAGGAUAGAACCCUGCGGCCACCUUCUCUGUACUCCAUGCCUUACAGCUUGGCAGGUAGAUUCCGAAGGACAGGGUUGUCCGUUUUGCCGAGCUGAGAUUAAAGGCACCGAGCAGAUCGUCGUAGAUCCGUUCGACCCGCGAAGAACCCACAAACCUGGGGCGCAUUCGGCGUCCGCUAGCAACGCAUCGACCCCCACGCGGGAUCUCGACCCCGACACCGAGGAUAUAAUGGAGCUGUGCAACGGUAACUGCGGUCUCAUAUGCGACGACUCGGAUGAGGAGGAUGAUUCUAGUCCCACGAAUUCGCCGGUGCCGACGCGAAGAAUUGUCCCGAGUCCACCCUUGCCACCUAGAAGACCCUCGCCAUCGCCAACACCGAACAAUCACCUCAGGAACGGACGUCACCUGACAGUACCGAAGGAAAAUGCUCCGCCGCCGCCCUCAUCGGUCACAGUGAUAUUGAAUUAUACUGACAACACUCAGCAAAACAACAAAGUUAACACAGAGGCGAGAUACGACAUGCUGCACCGCGCGUCCUCGCCGUCGACGGUGCCGCCGAUUCCGCCCGUGCCACCGACGGCGGUGGUGAGAGUCCAUCCACGCCGGUCCCACGGAAAUCACGCGGGGGGCACACCGCAGCGACAACCGCAGCCACCGCCGACGUUGCCGGAGAAGACGUGUCGCACAGCCACCGCGACCAGCUCGACGACGGGUCAAACCGGGGGUCCGAGUAACAACGUGCCACCGGUACCGCCGCCCUUGUCAGCGCCACGACCGCCGAAGACCAGCAAGGAUGGUGGCACCCGUCAGGAUCACCAUUACGAGAACACGAUCGUGAUCUGCGGCACGAGUCAGCACGUCGUGAAGAACAUCAACUUGGAGGCGAACAGGGCGCGUCUCACGGCACUGAUGAGAGCGAGGGACGAUUCGGGUGGUGUCGGUGGCGGCGGCGGUGCGAUGACCAAGCCAGAGUCGGCGGCGUACGAGAACGUCAACGUCGAGCACAUCACGAGGCUGACGGCGCUCGGCUUCGCGCAGGACGCCGUCAUCAGGGCGCUCGGCAUCACCAGGAACGAUCUCGAGAUGGCGCGUGACAUAUUGCACGAGUUCGCCACGAAAUCCUCCUGACCAGGUACAAAUAAGCGGCGUCAAUCGCAACGAAUGUCUUGGCGAAUACGAAGCGCUACUGAACGGCAUGCGUUCAAGCAGUGAAGAGCGAAUCUCCGAGAGGUACUCUUUCCUUUCGGCUCCUCGAGUACUUCGGUUUAUGCCGAGUAGCGACCACUUCACUUGGAUGUGACGAGUAUAGCCCGAAUAGAUAUUAACUUGUAUCUGUGUCGUCCCUCGCGCUUCGUGUAUCACGUCAUCUAAAAUAUCAGAUUGAGAUUAUUACUAUGAUCGAAAAAUGACUGUAACUUUAAAGAUGAUUGAUUUAAUCGCAGGGCCGAACACUGAGGUCUCAUGACCGGCCUUACCUGCUAGACGGUACUUUUGACAGGGAACACGCGCGAACUCCUGCAAAUCCCACCUCUGAUGCGUUCACAGACACGCCGCGCGUUCUCGCCGAGCGUCUCAUCACGCUAGUGCGGUAUCGGCGGCGUUCCGUUUUACGCCUGCACGCGAAGAGUGAGCGUUGAAAGAGUCACCGUGGGGGGACUCGUCGAGGAGAAAUUCCAACGGAGGGUCUGUGAAGCAUCCUCGAGAACGUCGAGCAUCAUGCACGUUUCAUGGAUCCUUCCUCGUCGCGUACCGACUUUUCUUUCGGGCGGCCUUCAACGAGGCUCCAGACGCUCUCGUUUUUUCGGGAAAGACUGUUCGCAUCGCGGCGCGCAAGCGGCAGAUGUAAAUAGAGGCGACGACCGACCAAAGACAACUUGCGGCUGCCGAAAUGUUCUUCACGAACCACACAUGUAGCACAAGCAGACUAGCGUGUCCCGUACUUCCUUAUAGUAAUCUCUCUCUACUGGGCGUAGUUACUAUUUCGUUCCUCGAUAUACUUAAGGUGAAGAUUAAUUGUACAUUUGCGCAAAGAGAUUUCGCUUGCACGCACGUACGUACGUAUGUACGUACGUCGGAAAGCGCUCCUCGAAAGUCUUCGGUCGUUCGUUUUCCACAUUUUGUAUUAUAUAGCGUAUCUCACGACACAACGAACGCGCGGUCUGAUGUCGCGUUGUUCCGGGAUCGAAAACGCGUUUAGAAAUUACACGUUUCAAUCGAAGGCAAUACAAUGUUCUAUCCGUUUGACCGACGUAACGAGCAUAUACAUCCAUUUAAGAUAUCCUACAUAGAGAGCAUCGGUUCGCUAGAUACUUCGCUAUAUAAAUGUAUAAUGAUAGUACUGACCGAAAGUACGUUAGACGAAAAAUGCCUGGCAUCUAAUUUUGUAAUCCCGUUCCCUCAUCAAAUUAAAGUAGUUACAUAUAUGUAUAUGUAUAUAUGUAUAUAUAUGUAUACACAUAUGUAUGUAUGUAUAUCGCUAUUUAAUGUAUAUUAUGUAUAAAUGUCCUCCACACACGUUAGCGCUGCGUGAGUCACACGCACGCCAGAUACUUCGGUGAGAAUGAAAAGCGGCGAAAUAACGAUUCAGGUGUAUAAAAUUGUUAAUCCGCAUUCGCGAUUUCUGAUCCCAGCUGAGAGAACUACGUCGAGACACGAUAGAGAGUAACGCGCACAGGAUUUGGCACUCCCUAGAUCCGAAAUCUACGCCGGAGCUUUUCGUUCUUCGACUCGCAUACACGAGCUUACACAAAUUACGCGUACGACACUUACUCGGCUUCUCACCGCGCACGAGUAUCGACGUAGGAGGAGACGAGAACAAAGGGGGGGUCGGAAUCGUAAUUUCGAACGCGGAAAGGCGACGUGCCGAAUAUCAAAAGUUCACAGCUCUCUGACGACCUCGAGACGAAAACCGCACCCGCGCGCAACUCGAUCGGGGAAGUUACAGAUAUACUAUAAGAUCGUAUACAUAUACGGAUUAUAAUGGAGAAUACUCGAAAACGAGAACAAGUGUUCAGGUACGACGGUAAUGAGGCAUACUUGGCGAUGAUUUGCUGCACGGUCGCGCCGAGUCGAGAAUAACGCCGUAUCGAGAUACCAAGAGUAUCGCUUUACAUUUAAUUUACGCCUUGCGGUAGAUGCUCAAACAUAGCGCAUAAUCGUUUCGUCCUGCGAAAGGGGCAGAUCUGAACAGCGAGAUGAGAUACCGAACGAUAGUGGGAUCCUGCCGCCGCGACUUUGCCGAGCUUGCAAAAGCGAUCAUUCGUCGUGACGACAGGGAGGCGCUUGUGAAUCAAUUCCUGGAACGACGAUGCAAACGUCCCGCGUGUGUUUCGCACGACGGUUGCACGACGAAAAGUUAUAAUUACUACCUCGCGAUUAUACCAAAGGUAUACGAUGUGAUCGUCCGAUGUACGAAGAACGUUAUCAGGUGUGUCGCUCGUUAAAACGUGUUUAAUGAUUCUUUGAACGCGUUUCGCAUACACACACACACACACACACACCCACCCAUCCACCCACCCACACACACACACACAAACACACAAACACAGGCGAACCAUCGUGUAGUGUAAUUAAUAUAUAUUUAGAUACCAUAUUCAUGCUACUAUUGAAUUUCUUUCUUAUCGCGGAGACGCGCGUCUUGUCGAAGCGUCCCGCUGUUACGAAUAAAAAGCGGGAACAGUUCAUCCUGCAGACUCGAGUGACAACCGUAGCGUUUCAAGAGAAUCGCCAGUAUCGAAAUUCACCGUGCGAUCCCGUCGAUAUUGAGAACCGAUGCACCCAAUAAUUUUAUUCGCUUCUUAUUGUGCACCCUAAUCGCGCCAGUCGCAGUAUCGUUCUACCCCUGAGAAGAAUUUUCAGCCUUCAUGUUCGGAUUCGACGUCCGCACGGGUGCAUUCGGUGAAAUUAGGUGUCCUAUUUUUCUACAUUGUAUAUUCUCGUCGUUGUGUACUGUAUAAUGUACCGCGCGCGGGUGAGAAGCGCUCGAGGUACGUCGAUGCCUCGGAAAACGGUGAAUGAAGGUUCCAGACACUUUCGCGCUUCUCGUCGCGCGUUAACGUCUGAUGA
Messenger RNA from Vollenhovia emeryi, 6862 nucleotides. It is a transcript of the gene Cbl, whose product is annotated as E3 ubiquitin-protein ligase CBL-B. Gene Ontology annotation, molecular function: ubiquitin protein ligase activity; phosphotyrosine residue binding; calcium ion binding. Gene Ontology annotation, cellular component: plasma membrane; membrane raft. The transcript is spliced from 7 exons. The coding region runs from base 1652 to 3925 and encodes 757 amino acids. Lineage: Eukaryota; Metazoa; Arthropoda; Insecta; Hymenoptera; Formicidae. Gene Ontology annotation, biological process: cell surface receptor signaling pathway; negative regulation of epidermal growth factor-activated receptor activity. The record is from RefSeq and is a predicted model, not a curated record.